Molecule: messenger RNA, 778 nt
Organism: Perkinsus marinus ATCC 50983
Lineage: Eukaryota; Perkinsozoa; Perkinsida; Perkinsidae
Exons: 1
Source: RefSeq, a predicted model, not a curated record
AUGGGCAACAGUUCUCCCGUGGGCGUGUCGAUCUUCGGCAUCGACACGCGUCAACUCAACCAACUCCGCAUCGGUUUCGGUGGGGUUAAAGGAUUCCAUGAUCCCCAGCCCAACACUCCUACUUCCCAAUGCUUCUCAGCUCUGGUCCUCGCCCAUAAUAGUCGUAUAUAUGCGUAUAAGUGUCCAGAAGAGGUCUUGGAGGCUGUUCGGAGAGCUGUCGAGAAGAGUCUCAUUAAAAAGGAUAAGAAAUGUAGUAAGGCUGAUGGCUUGCACGAAUUUGAAUUCAAUAAGUGGAUCUGGGCGGCCCAUGGGCAGAGCACAGUGGAUGUGAGAAGAUAUGCUAUGAACAUCGUGGAGAGCUUGAGGGAAGCUGGUUGGGGUAUUUUAGAUGAUAUUGAUAUGUCCAGGCCAUUUUUCGUGCAAGUUUGGGUACUUCAUAAAAUUGAUCAGAUGUCAGUUCGCAGUCCCCGGAGGGAUAUCCUCAUCGGCCUUCAUGACAAAAACGACUUACGUGUUGUUAUGAGUCCUCAGGAAGAGCCUAAUCAGCAGUAUACGGUUCAGGAGGCUGUGAGGCAAGGUAUUGUGAAUUCAUGGCAAAUCAGCAGUGAAACCGACUACAGUGGGGCUUAUCAAUUCCAGCUGGCUGGCUCCCCCUUCUCUGCUGGUGAAAACCGCACAGUCCCGGCUAGACAGACUCUUCUGGGUGUCCUUACGGAACUGGAACGAAAGGCUGGGUAUAGGCACUAUAGGAGUCUGAUGUUGUCUAUGAACCUAGGCU